AUGUCCUACAGAAUCUGCAAACUCUCAGUGGUGCGCCAAUUUGCAUCGAAGAAACCAUGCCACGAGACGGGGAAGAAAGAGCUGAAUCACUUCACUAUUAUUCAUUGGAAAGAAAAAAUUCGGAAGGACGUAACUAUUAUCACCGUAUCACAUCCGAAGAUUUGUCCUAUCCACAUGAUGAGGGAUCCAGGGAAACCUGGCAAGAUUGUUGGACAAGACAUAUCGCUCGACUCUAGUGAUGAUUUAUGCGGAGCGGAUGGUGCCCUGUUUUGGCUUGUGGCUACUGCAGCACGAUCAGCAUCUCUCUUAGGCGUAAAGGACUGCCAAAAGUGGCUCGACCUGCAUAUGGCCGAAAAUAUGCGAGGGUCAGAUGCGGAUCAACAGACCGAUGAAAUGGGGAAUAAUGAGGUCAAGAAGACUGAUCGUUUUCUACGAGGUGUGGCCAUUCCCAACCUGGUUGCACUAGUUCUCUGCCACUAUCUUCAGGACUACUCUUACCAUGCCGAUGCAUAUACUGCAGAUAAUUUGGUCAGCGGCCGACACACCUACCGCCUUUCGAAGGGUGUCAACAAAGUUUUACAAGCGAACUGGACUGCAAACCCAGACAGCGGUACAGUAGAUGACACUGAAUCAGAUAUUCAGGGUGUCUCCGGACGCGCGUUAGGCUCGCGAAAGGCAUCAGCCGGGUAG
Dibothriocephalus latus is the source of this 690-nucleotide messenger RNA. The record is from the annotation of a GenBank genome assembly. NCBI's taxonomy places the organism in Eukaryota, Metazoa, Platyhelminthes, Cestoda, Diphyllobothriidea, Diphyllobothriidae.